AUGGGAAGCUGCCGGAACCCCGGCCCGCCGCCCGCCGGACUCGGCCUGCUCCUGGCCGCGCUGCAGCUUCUGUCCCGGACCCUGGCUGCAGAGCCUGUGGACGUGCUCACAGCCUUGGGUAUACGUGGGAGCCAUGCUGGGGUUCCUCAGGUUCCUGGCUUCUGCCCCCAGAGGGCUCCACAGGGUGACCAGGCAUUCAGAGUGGGCAGGACCAGCAUACUCAGUGUCCCCACAUGGGAGCUCUUUCCAGACGAGUACUUUCCUGGGAACUUCUCUGUGAUGGCCACUCUGCGGGGCCGGCCAGCCAAUCAGUCUGUCCUUCUAUCUGUUUAUGAUGAGAAGGGUGUCCGGCAGCUAGGCCUGGCACUGGGGCCGGUUCUGGGCCUUCUUGGUGACUCCUUCAGUCCCCUCCCCCAGCAGGUCAAUCUCAUGGAUGGCAGGUGGCACCGUGUGGCAAUUAGUAUAGAUGGUGACAAGAUGACUGUGGCCACUGACUGUGAAUUUCAGCUGCCUGUGCCAGGCCAGGGGCCUCGCUUCAUCAGCACAGCUGGACUCACUGUAAUGGGGACCCAAGACAUCAGAGAGGAGACUUUUGAGGGAGACAUCCAGGAGCUAAUGAUAAGUGCAGACCCUCAGGCUGCCUUCCAUGCCUGUGAGCACUACCUCCCCGGCUGUGACAACCUGGACCCCACAACCCAGCAGGCCCCCAUGGAUGAACCAGAAGCACCUCCUCCUCGCCGCAAGGGCAAGGGCAAAGGGAAGAAAAAAAGACCAGGUGUCAAGGGAAAGGGCAGAAAGAAAAAGAACAAGGGCGUUGUGAUGUCGAGUCCAGCACCUGCGUACCUGGAGAACCAGACCUCCCUUGACACCCUCAUGACUGAGACAUCUGUUUCAAGUCUGCUUUCAACUCCCAUGCCUUUGGUCAUCACCACCUCUGUGACUACUGGCCACAGCGUUACCAUCCUGCAGGGAGGGUUGGCUCCUGACAAUGAAACAGAGCUGAGGACCCCAGAGACUGAGACCGUUGAAGAAGAUGAAAAAGAUGGUGACCUCUCUAUGGGCCCUGAAUUCCGAGCAGCUGAACAGCCUUCACGCACUGAGUUCCAGAUCUUUCCUGGCGCCGGAGAAAAGGGAGCAAAAGGGGAACCUGCAGUGGUAGAACAGGGACAGAAAUUUGAGGGACCUCCGGGAGCUCCAGGACCUCGAGGGAUGGCUGGCCCUUCAGGUCCUCCUGGCCCCCCAGGAUUUCCUGGGGAUCGUGGUUUACCGGGUCCUGCUGGCCUCCCGGGAGUCCCUGGGAUGGAUGGAGUCCGGGGCCCACCUGGCACUGUGGUCAUGAUGCCGUUCCAGUUUGCAAGCAGCAGCAACUUGAAAGGACCCCAAGUCUCCUUCCAACAGGCUCAGGCCCAGGCAGUACUUCAGCAGGCUCAGCUGUCCAUGAAAGGCCCUCCUGGCCCAGUGGGACUCACUGGGCGCCCAGGACCUGUGGGUCUCCCUGGAUACCCAGGUCUAAAAGGAGAAGCAGGAGAAGUGGGGCUACAGGGUCCCCGAGGACUACAGGGUCCACCCGGACCUCCUGGCCGAGAAGGCAAGAUGGGCCGUGCUGGAGCAGAUGGGGCUCGGGGUCUCCCAGGAGACACAGGACCUAAAGGAGAUCGGGGCUUUGAUGGCCUGCCAGGCCUGCCUGGUGAAAAAGGGCAAAGAGGUGACUUUGGCCAUGUAGGGCAACCUGGUCCUCCAGGAGAGGAUGGUGAGAAGGGAGCACAGGGACCUCCAGGGCCGACUGGUCAGGCCGGGGAGCAGGGUCCCCGAGGUCUGAUUGGUCCUAGAGGCUCCCCUGGCCCCCUGGGACGCCAGGGUGUGACCGGAAGUGAUGGUGCCCCAGGUGCCAAAGGCAAUGUGGGUCCUCCAGGAGAACCAGGCCCCCCAGGACAGCAGGGAAACCAUGGGUCCCAGGGAAUUCCUGGCCCCCAGGGGCCCAUUGGCAUUCCUGGGGAGAAGGGUCCCCCUGGAAGCCCAGGAAUUCCAGGUGUCCCAGGAGCUGAUGGACCUCCGGGUCAUCCAGGCCAUGAGGGUCCUACAGGAGAAAAAGGGGCCCAGGGUCUACCAGGGUCGGCAGGCCCUCUGGGCUAUCCUGGACCUCGGGGCAUUAAGGGUACUGCUGGCAACCGGGGCCUUCAAGGAGAGAAAGGCGAAAGGGGAGAGGAUGGCUUCCCUGGUUUCAAGGGUGAUGGGGGACUGAAAGGCGAUUGGGGAAACCCAGGUCCAGCAGGUCCCCGGGGAGAAGAUGGCCCUGAGGGACCAAAGGGGCUUGAAGGUCUGCCAGGGGAGAGGGGCCCCACAGGAACAGUAGGAGAGAAGGGCAACCUUGGGGUUCCUGGGGUUCCAGGUUACCCAGGACGCCCAGGACCUAAGGGAUCUAUUGGAUUUCCUGGGCCUCUGGGACCACUAGGAGAGAAAGGAAAACGGGGGAAAGCAGGACAGCCAGGGUUGGAAGGAGAGCGGGGAACACCAGGUGCCCGUGGAGAGAGGGGGCAGCCAGGGGCCACAGGCCAACCCGGCCCCAAGGGAGACGUGGGCCAGGACGGGUCCACUGGAAUCCCUGGAGAAAAAGGUCUACCUGGUGUGCAAGGCCCCCCAGGAUUCCCCGGGCCAAAGGGCCCCCCUGGUCCCCAGGGGAAAGAUGGGAUACCAGGACACCCUGGUCAGAGAGGAGAAUUGGGCUUCCAAGGUCAGACAGGCCCUCCAGGACCAGCUGGCGUCUUGGGACCUCAGGGGAAGAUAGGGGAUGUGGGCCCUCUUGGUGAGAGGGGACCCCCAGGGCCCCCUGGACCUCCUGGCGAUCAAGGUCUUCCAGGCCUGGAAGGUAGAGAGGGAGCCAAGGGUGAACUAGGACCCUUGGGACCCCUUGGGAAGGAAGGAGCACCGGGGCCCAGAGGCUUCCCUGGCCCCCAAGGAGCCCCUGGAGAACCUGGACCUAUUGGUUUGAAGGGUGACAAGGGCCCCCCUGGCCCUGUUGGAGCCAAUGGAUCUCCUGGUGAGCGUGGCCCUGUGGGUCCCUCAGGUGGCAUUGGGCUUCCAGGUCAAAGUGGCGGUCAAGGUCCCAUUGGUCCUGCAGGCGAGAAGGGGUCCCCAGGAGAACGUGGAGCCCCUGGUCCCACUGGCAAAGAUGGAAUGCCAGGGCCUCUAGGGCUUCAGGGCCCCCCUGGUGCUGCUGGACCUUCUGGUGAAGAAGGAGAUAAGGGGGAAGUGGGCGCCCCUGGCCACAAGGGGAGUAAAGGCGAUAAGGGAGAUGCGGGCCCCCCUGGACCGAUAGGGAUACAGGGUCCUGUGGGACACCCUGGUCCACCGGGUGCUGAUGGGGCUCAGGGCCGCCGGGGACCCCCUGGCCUCUUUGGACAGAAGGGAGACGAUGGUGUCCGAGGUUUCGUGGGUGCAAUCGGUCCCCAGGGCCUGCAGGGGCUUCCAGGCCCUCCUGGAGAGAAGGGUGAGGUUGGAGGUGUAGGGCCCAUGGGUCCUCAUGGAGCUCCAGGGCCUCGGGGUCCCCAUGGGCCCAGCGGAUCAGAGGGCCCCCCAGGACUGCUUGGAGGAGUAGGUCAGCCUGGUGCUGUGGGAGAGAAGGGUGAGCCAGGAAAUCCUGGAGAUGCAGGACCCCCAGGAAUCCCUGGCAUCCUGGGUUCCAAAGGUGAAGUUGGUGAAAAGGGGGACACUGGUCCAUCGGGGGCUGCUGGACCCCCAGGCAAGAAAGGCCCCCCUGGGGAGGAUGGACCCAAAGGGAGCAUGGGUCCCACAGGGCUUCCUGGAGAUCUAGGGCCCCCAGGAGACCCUGGAGUUCCGGGUAUAGAUGGCAUUCCGGGGGAGAAGGGAGAGGCUGGUGAUGUUGGGGGACCGGGGCCACCUGGUGCUUCUGGAGAACCUGGCACUCCUGGACCUCCCGGCAAGAGAGGUCCCCCAGGCCGCAUGGGUCGAGAAGGCAGAGAGGGAGCGCAAGGUGCCAAGGGCGAUCCAGGUCCUGUUGGGCCCCCAGGCAGGACAGGCCCUGUGGGAGCUCGAGGGCCUCCUGGGCGAGUGGGGCCUGAAGGUCUUCAAGGGAUCCCUGGCCCAGUGGGUGAACCAGGCCUCCUGGGACCUCCUGGGCUGAUGGGCCCUCCAGGCCCCCUGGGGCCAUCUGGCCUCCCAGGACUGAAGGGCGAUGCUGGCCUAAAAGGGGAGAAGGGUCAUAUGGGAUUAAUUGGUCUUAUUGGUCCCCCUGGAGAAGCUGGUGAAAAAGGGGAUGGAGGGUUACCAGGCGUGCAGGGCCCCCCAGGCCCCCCUGGAGAUGCUGGUCUCCCUGGUCCCACUGGCUCUUUAGGUCACCCAGGACCCCCAGGUGUGGUGGGUCCUCUGGGACAGAAAGGCUCCAAGGGGUCCCCGGGAUCUCUUGGUCCUCGUGGAGACACUGGACCUGCAGGUCCCCCUGGGCCCCCCGGUCCUCCUGCCGAGUUUCACAGACUGCGCAGGCGCCGCCGCUCAGUUCUGGGAGCUCCCGAGGGCGGCCUGGAGGAGGUGGUGGCCUCACUCAACUCUCUGAGCUUGGAGCUAGAGCAGCUAAGGCGACCGCCGGGCACAGCUGAGCACCCCGGGCUCAUGUGCCACGAACUGCACCGCAAUCACCCGCACCUGCCGGAUGGGGAAUAUUGGAUUGACCCCAACCAGGGCUGCACACAGGAUGCCUUCAGGGUUUUCUGCAACUUCACGUCUGGAGGAGAGACCUGUCUCUAUCCGGACAAAAAGUUUGAGACUGUGAAACUGGCCUCGUGGUCCAAGGAGAAGCCUGGAGGCUGGUAUAGCACCUUCCGGCGAGGGAGGAAGUUCUCCUAUGUGGACGCCGAUGGGUCCCCAGUCAGCGUGGUGCAGCUGACCUUCCUGAAGUUACUGAGUGCCACAGCCCAUCAACGCUUCACCUAUUCCUGCCAGAAUUCGGCUGCCUGGCUGGAUGAAGCCAUGGGUAACCAUGACCGUUCCUUGCGCUUCCUGGGGUCCAAUGGAGAAGAGCUAUCCUUCAACCAGUCAACAGCAGUCACCAUCAGAGUCCCCCAUGAUGGCUGCCGGCUACGGAAGGGACAAGCAAAGACCCUCUUGGAAUUCAGCUCUUCCCGAGUGGGCUUUUUACCCCUGUGGGAUGUAGCCGCCAUUGACUUUGGACAGACGAACCAGAAGUUUGGGUUUGAACUUGGCCCUGUGUGCUUUGGCAGCUGAGAGUCUUGGGGGUGGCAAGGAUAGCAAGGGAGCCCUACACGGGCCACACAUGGUGCUGAGGCUUUGAAGCCACCAUAUUUAUCAUCUCCUGGGAUUAUGGAGCCCGGGGCUUUGUAACUCCUUAUUCCUUCUCCCUAGUAGAGAUCUGAGGGAUGGAGGGUCCAACUCCCUGUACACAUUAAAGGUGGCAUAACUGUAGCCUGGCUCUAUCUUCCCCCCAUCCAACCAUCCAUGUUCUCCCCCAGGCCCCUAUGCAGUGAGCUAAUGAAAGCCCCACAUGCUUGCCUCCUACCCUCCAUCAGUGCCCUCAGUACCCUUUGGUGCUACCCUUCCCCAUAGUAAAGCACUGGAUAUCUCUCAACCCCAGGCCAGGAUCCUUCUGCUCAUUCCGACUCCACUCCCACUUGGGUGCAUGAUGAAGGUCUGAUUUCCCUUCAAGGAAAUAUGUCUUCCUAUGCUGCCUCAGCCCAGCUCCAAACGUCUCCUUCCCCCAAACCCACCCCACCACCAUAUCCCUAAACUCAUCUUGCCAGGCCAGAUAUCUUGCAGAUCAAAAUGGCUGGCAUCCUAACUGAUCCUAAGUGAUUCUAAGUGGUGCUGUCCUAUUUAUACCUGGGUCUGUAGUAAAAAGGGAAUUGCUCCCUCUGUGGUCUGUGGUAUAGUUAAUCUGCUUCCUCAUAGGGGAGGCAAGGAUAUGAUGACAUAUUCUAGAAUAAUCUACAACCCCUCCCCUAUCCACCACACACCCCCAGGCCAUAGGGAAAAAUUGACAUCUCAAGUCUGAGAAUAAACCAAUGAACUGUG
This is a messenger RNA of Jaculus jaculus (lesser Egyptian jerboa), 6042 nucleotides long. It is a transcript of the gene Col5a3, whose product is annotated as collagen type V alpha 3 chain. The record is from RefSeq and is a predicted model, not a curated record. Gene Ontology annotation, molecular function: extracellular matrix structural constituent. Lineage: Eukaryota; Metazoa; Chordata; Mammalia; Rodentia; Dipodidae. The transcript is spliced from 67 exons. The coding region runs from base 1 to 5238 and encodes 1745 amino acids.